AUUCAAUACAAAUUAAUUAAUUUUUGCAUUAUAGCUAUUUCAAUUUCAACUCGCAAAAAGAAAACACACCUUUGAAUUCCGUUAUAUUCACAAUGAGCUCGACGCCCAACAGCAGCAGCGGUCCGCCUCUGGCAGCAGCAGCAGCGACGCCAUCAGCAGUAGCAGCAGCCGCGCACACCAGGCGACACCGCAGCAACUGGGCGCACGACAUGCAGCCGCUCCGCAAAUACACCCCGACGCCUACCGCCGGCACCAGCACACUGCACCAAACACAGCCGAUACUCGGGUUCACAGACUUUCACCCAUCAUCCAGCUGCACAGCAUUGUCGCAGCAGCACUCGGAGCGCAGCAUCCGCCACGGCUUCGUAGACUCGGCGAUAGUCGAAGACGAGCACCAGUCUCUGCACCGGAUGAUGGGCGACCGGUUGCGCGACAGCCGCGUGCUCCUUGGCCUCCAGGCGUUUGCCGCCGGCGUUGUCCAGCGCCAGCGCGCACGAGGCGCAGUGGAGGCGGCAGGCGCAGGGGCGCUAAGGCUUGGUGCGCGCACGGCAAAGGGCGACGGGUCGCGAGACGACUGGCUGGCUGCCUUGGCCAACCCCGGAGUGCCCCUGAGCCACCUGGCCGGCAACGUGCCCCUGGCUUUGCGCGGCGAGCCGCUGGCCGACGCACUAGUGGGCAGGCGCGUCCCAAUCCACCGCGCACUCUGGGCCAUCCGGCUCGCCGGCCUGCACGAGCAACACCACGCGCUACAGCAACCCUCGCAGUACACCGCCCAAUGGACCCGCCACUACACGCAAUUCCUCGAGCGCACACUGCAGAGCUUCGCAGAUGCAGGCACAGACGCAGAUGCGGCCACAGCCACAGCCACAGCCGCAGACGCAGACGCAGACGCAGACGCAGACGCAGACCCCCUAUGGGCCGAUCGAUGGUGUUGGGCGCGCACCUUGCUGCACGCGCAGUAUGAUGCCGGGCUCCUGGACCAGCGCCAUAUUGUCAGUUGGCUGGCCACGCAGCUCCGCACAGCGCCCCUGGCCCAAUGCCUGCCGCUUCUACCGCUGCUUGCGGACUACACUGCGGAGAUCGCCAAGGCGCGCACCCCGCUGCGCAAGCUGAUCGCCGCCCUAGUGCUCCGCAUCGAACAGGCAGCCGGAUACUCGGCGCUUUGCAGCCUAAGCCAGGCCAUGCAGGCGCACUUGGCCCGGCUGUUCGCCGCGUACCCGGAUGCCUUCAUCGACCCGCCGACGUGGCCAAAGUACCAGGCUGCGCUGACGGCUGCCUGCAAGGGCUCGGAUGCCUCGGCGCUGCGCCAUGUGGGCGCACGCAACCGCGCAUUUUCGCUGGAGAGCAGCGCCAGCGGCGGCGAAGAGGACACGGAUCGGGGGGAGCCGACGCCUCUGCAUGUGCUGGGCACGCUCACAGCAGCGCCAGGCUUUGAUGCGCAGGCGGUCUUCCAGCAACUGUUCACGCCCGGCGCUGACACUGCGCACCUCAUCCGCAUCCUAUGCUUCUGGGCAGUCAGCAGCGGCAGCGGGACCGGGACCGGCAGCGGCAGCGGCGCCGGGACCGGCAUCGGCAGCAGCAUCGGCAGCAGCAGCAGUCGGCCAACAGCACCGGACCCUCCAUCCACAGCAUUCCGCACCCUCGCAGCCGCACAGCUCUGCCGCAUGCACCUGGAAACCACCACCGACGCCCAAGGGUUGCAGGCGGCAAUCACUGGGUUUCUUGACAUCCUGGCUGACCACCCAAACGUAUGGGCGGUGUGUCUUUUGCUCGAGCGGCUGGCAGACGCCCAGUGCUUUUCAGUCGCCCGCUAUCUGCAGCUGCUGACUGCGCGCGGCGACUUCUUCGGGCCGCGCGUGAUGGCCCCACGGUCCCAAAGACACCUGGCCUAUGUGCGCGCGCUCUCGUGCAUCUCCGAAGAGGAGCGCAGUCUGCGGCGCAUGGUGCUUUCAGACGCCGACUCUGGCACGCAGCUGGCCGAGGCAGCUGCCGAGGCAGAUGCAGAGGCGCAGAUUCGCACAGAAAUCGCCACGCUGCUGCCGUUUAUGGUGGCGUACACGUGCGCGGCGCCGGCGCGCGCGCGCGCUGGCGGGCGCUCGGUGGCAGCGGACGAGGACGCGGCAGCGUGGUGGAUGCCGGCCGAGCGCACAGCACAGGCAUUGCUGGGCCAUCCAGCAGCGCGCUCGGCCUGCACCAAAGAAUGGCUGGCGCCCCUGGACGACUCCUCCCUGGCACCCGCCCUGCACCUGGGCCAGGACCUGCCGCCCGCCCUGGCGGCGCUGCUGCAGAGCGGUAGCCGGCGCUCGGCCACGGCGGCGGUCGCCCAGGUGGUGCGCAUGGCGCGCGGGUUUGUCGUCAAGGACGUCGAGGUCGGCGAAGACAACUGGCGCGUGAUAACCCAGCCCGGCUCAUCGCUGCUCAACCGCCGCCAGGCUGCGACCGUCGCCAGGAUACUGGCGCGUGCAUUGCGCCCCGGCGAGCUGCUGGACUUUCUGCUCUGGGUGCUGGCGCAUAGCCGCGCCAUGCCCGUGCUGCGCUUCGCCCACCGCGAGCUGCGCCGCCACCGCGCGUGCUGGCAGAUGAUGGGCCGGACACCGGCGGCCACAGGCGCGCUGCAAGCCAUGGUGGCCGCCGCCGCGCCGUUUGACGCCGAGUGGGUGCGGACGUCCGCCGCGUGGCCCGAAGCCGCCGCGCUGGCGCAUGUGGUGCGCAGCGCGUGGGACGCGUUCCGCGCCCAGAACCUGCCGGACGCCCUCCACGCGCACACGCAGCCCAGCACGCUUGCGGUGCCGGCGGCAUCCCUGGCGGCCGAAGUCCCGGCAUUGGCGCGGCUGGCGCUGGCCGCCGAGCCCAGCGAGGCCGAAUGGGCCGUGCAGCCGAGCUUCCAGAAGUUCGCCCGCCACACCCUCGCCACCACGGCGUCCCCGGACCAAGCCCUGGCCGUGGCUGUGGGCGACGCCACGGCGGCCGCCAUGCAGGCUGCGGCGCAGCCGCCCCUGGAUCUGCGGCUGCUGCAGUGCCACGUGGACGUGUGCGCCCAGUACGUGCGCUGGUUCCUGCUGAGCACCGGCGCGGUGCCCGUGGCUGCCAGCCGCCUGCUGCUUAUGCGCCUGGCGGAGGCCCUGGACGCGUGGACCGUGGGAAGUCCCGACGCCUGCAUGCGCGUGGUCGGGCUGUGGGCGGCUGCGCUGGUGGCUAUGGGGCUGGUGGACGCCGGCGACGCUGUCGGCUGGGCGAUCGACCGGUGCACUUCCGCUGCGCCGCCCCAUCCUCGGCCGCCGCUGUGUGCCGGCGUGGCAGCCAUUGCGCGUGCUCUCGGCGCCCUCGGCCGCCCGCUGAGCGACCGCAUGGAGGCCGAGGCCGCAUGGGAGGAAGCAUUGCAGCGGAGCAGCAGCAGCCGCCGCAGCAGCUCCGACAAAAUCACCGCCAGCCUGAACGCGCGCGUCGUCGAUCUGCUCUUUGCCGCCGCCAGAGUCUCCGGCCACCUGCGCGCCCACGGCAGCGCCCACCUGGCCGCCGCGCUUCUGGGCGCUGUGGCGGAUUUGGCGCAGGCGCCGUGGAUUCUGGACGCAGCCGCGCGCAUCCCAAUGCACCCUGGGUCGGCGCAGUACCUGGAGCCACUGGCCAUUUACCGCAGCCACGUGCAGGACCCACUGGAGGACCCAUUGGUGCCGCUGCCAGUGAAGCGCGCAUUGCUGCGCGUGCUCCUGACUCUAUGCGAGCAACGCGACCCUGAGUCCACCGGCUUUUCCGCCAUGACCACCGCCGAGGUUGCGCACAGGCUGCACCGAACGCUCAAGAACUUUUGGAAGCACUCCACUACCUGCCCCAUGUCCUCCUCUUCGUCCUCCACGGCCACGACUAUGGGGGGGGAUUCAGGACUGCCCGCAAUCCUCAACUCGCUUUUGCUAUUCGCCUCGGCUGCGCUGCAGGAGAGCGAGGCGACGACGGACGCGCUUUUGCUGGUGGCGGGUGCGAACAAGGAUGGGUCGGAUUCGGGCGAUUUGGCCGAAUCCAAUGUGCAUUUCGUCACCGAUGCCGUCGCAUACCUGUCGGCGUCCGUGCGCGACGCCCUGCUGUACUGGGAUCUGCUGGGCCCGGCUGCCAGCGGGAUGCUGGCCGAUGCCCUGGUCACUUUGCCGGUGCCAGUUAUGGUGCGGCUAGCGGAGACUUUGGCCGAAUCGGUGUUUUUGAUCUUUACUCCUACCGGCUCUACUGCCGGCGGCAGUGGUGAGGAUCAAUUGGAGUGUGGUGGUGCGCGGGAGGUUGGGGAUAUGGUCGGGGCGGUGGCGGUUGGGAGGGGCGCGGAGAUCGCAAGGGUGGUGCGGCGGCUGGUAACGCAGCUGGCCACAGCGGCAGAAACAACGGCAGGGCUUCCGGCGGAUCCUGCGGCAUUGGCGUGUUUGCGUAUGCUCGCUGAUGCACUUCUUGCCCAGCUCCAGGCCAUCGCCGCGUACAGCAACCCGACCGCCGCCGCCCACCUUCUUCCGCCGAACCCUUCGUCUGACCAUACCGACUCACCCACAAGUCCUGACGUGCCCGUCCACACACUACCAGGCCACGCCGUCCUCUGGCGGCUCCAAGCCAUCCAGCCACUGGCUUCCCUAAUGCGCGAAUACCCGGAGGACUUUUCACUUUCACAGUGGCUAACCACCCUGGUCACCCUCUCUCUCGCACCACCACUGCCGCCCGCUGCUGCUCCAACAGUUGAGGAUAGUCUGUCCUGUGUUCUUUUGGAUUUCGCAUCGAUAAUCCACGAGAGCUUAACCCCCCAGCAGCGCAAACAAACAUUGGCAGUUUUACGGUCCGUAGCGCCGCUACUUCACGGGAGUGGAAUAGGUGGCGGGGGUGCGUUAGGGAGGCUGUUUCCGUUUGAUACAAAGACUGUGGUUACUAAGGAUGUUGUGGGUGCGGAUGAGUUUGCUUGGAGGUCUUUGGGUGGACUGGAGUUUUUGCCGCUUGUUCUGGGCAGUAAUGCCGUGAUUAAUCAGGUGGGCGCUCAGGGGUUGGAGGGAAUGACGCCGUUUACGCUGCGUGGGAUGGUUGAGGAGGAAAAUGCCAGGAAAGCUUCCUCCGCUGCUAUGGCUGCUGGCGGUAAUGCUGUAUUGGGCAUGGGCUCUGUUGGGUAUUCGGCUUUGGUUCGCGGGAUUGGCGCUAGGGGGACGUCGGUGGCUGUCGAGAGGGAAUUGAGGUACUUGGAAAACCCCUAUUAUCCAAUGAGACCGGCGGUUUUGGCUGCUUUGGCAGAAACUCCAGUGGAGUGGGAGGCUUUUGGAGCUAAGCGAAGGAGAGUGGAUGCGGAGGGUAGGUUGGUGUGGAAGUAUCAGUGUCAAGCUGCUUUUGGAAAUUAAAUUGAAGUUAUUUUGGUUAUUUGCUUCUAAAUGGCCUGUUUUCAUUUAUUUCUUAGCUUGUAUAAUGGUUUUUUUAACAUAAAGCAAAAAAAGCAAUAAACAGUUUUUUUUUCAUUUCUCUCCUAGUAAAGGAAUAAAAAAC
This is a messenger RNA of Kickxella alabastrina, 5493 nucleotides long. RefSeq lists its product as uncharacterized. The transcript has a single exon. Bases 93 to 5351 code for a protein of 1752 amino acids. The record is from RefSeq and is a predicted model, not a curated record. Gene Ontology annotation, biological process: regulation of transcription by RNA polymerase II. Gene Ontology annotation, cellular component: mediator complex. Gene Ontology annotation, molecular function: transcription coregulator activity. NCBI's taxonomy places the organism in Eukaryota, Fungi, Kickxellomycota, Kickxellomycetes, Kickxellales, Kickxellaceae.